UUAAUGAUCUGUCACAUCAAAAGAUGAAACAUUUGAUACUAUUAUGUAUUCUUAUUCUUCUUAACGUCUUUUUUGUAUCAUCGAAAAGUUGGAAAAAACAUGGGUCGCAUCACCGGAAAGGGUCGAGAAGYUCGACGCUCACUUCAAACAAGAAGAACAGCUCAGAUACAACGAAAAGGCAGUUUUUGCCGAUGUUUGGAGGAAUGUCUCCCUUGGGAGGACAGCAUAUUCAUCGWAUAAUAGUCCACCAUCAUCCAGAUCAAUCGUUCUGCCAGCCUGAGCCAUGUCAGAACGGCGCUACCUGCACUGUUAUAUCACGUGGCUACGAGUGUACCUGCCCCGAGGGGUUUAUGGGUACUCAGUGUGAAUUAAGAAGCCUAUGUGAACCUAGUCCUUGUAAAAACGGUGGCACGUGCUAUGACGUAGGSCAAGGCUACGAAUGCACAUGCGCAAAAGGUUUCAAGGGAGAUAAUUGYGAAGAUAUUAACAAGUGUCAUCCCAACCCUUGCCGUAACGGCGGUAUGUGCACGGGGACUAACAACCAAAAAGGCUACGAGUGUACUUGUAGAGAAGGAUAUAAAGGAGAAGACUGUCAAGAGGUGAACCUGUGUGUACCCGACCCAUGUAAGAAUGGUGGUUCGUGUACUGAGAGGGGAGGGGGUAGAUUCGAUUGUACUUGUCCAUUUGGCUUUAAAGGAAUCACUUGCGAAGAGCGCAGUAUUUGUUUCUCGAACCCAUGCCUUCACGGUGGGUCAUGCGUAGAUGAGAUGUCUGGAUACCGAUGUAGUUGCAGACUGGGUUACGAUGGAAACAAUUGUCAAAAUCACGUGUGUAGUCCCAGUCCCUGUCAUAAUGGUGGRACGUGUUUAGAGGAGAAUGGGUCGGCCCGAUGCAUCUGUAUGAUGGGUUACCAUGGUAAUCACUGUGAGCAGGUUAGCGCAUGCGUGUCUCACCCCUGUCUUCAUGGAGGUACUUGUAUUGAUACGUCAUUCAUCAACCCUAACGUACCAUGGAGAAGAUCGUACUUUAUGUAUGGUGGACCACAAAUCAUGAAUCCUGUCAUGUCAACGUCUUAUGUUUGUAAAUGUGUCACACCUUAUGCUGGCCCAACCUGUGAAGAUGACCGCUGUAAAUACUGCAGUGUACACGCAGAAUGCAUUGUUGGGCAUUGUGUUUGUAAGGAGAAUUACCAUGGAGACGGCAGGACAUGCCACAAAAACGUGUGCCAUCCCAACCCAUGUAAGAAUGGUGCCACCUGUGUUCCUACUGAGGACUCUUAUGAUUGUGACUGCGUACUCGGGUGGACUGGACCCAACUGUGAGACUCGUCAGUACUGUAAUCCUAAUCCUUGUCAGAACGGAGGAACCUGUGUUCCAAUAGAAAAUGGUUACAAGUGCACAUGUCUCAGUACCUUCGAGGGCAACGACUGUGAAAAGGCGAAUCCAUGUUCACCAAAUCCAUGUCGAAAUGGAGGAACUUGUCGUGAGAUGAACAACGCGGCGACGUGUGAAUGCUCGGUACAGUAUGAAGGCAACAUGUGUGAAGUUGAUAAGUGUGCGAAGUGUGAUUCACACGCGUCCUGUGAGAAUGGUAAAUGUAGAUGUAACGAAGGAUAUGAAGGCGACGGAGAAACGUGUACACCUAAAGGAGUUGAAGUGCUACCAUCCAUCCCUGCGCCGUCACCCUCUCCUGUCAUCGUACCCCCUCCUCCCCAGGUACACGUACCUAAACCUAUUGAGGCUACACCGGGUGCAGCAGGCAUCCCAGAACCUGCCUACGAACCAGAACCAGCAGAACCGAUCCCCGCUCCUCAAACCGAAAAGCUCCCGUACCCAGCUCCCGCCGUUCCUGUACCAGCACCCUCCCCAGCACCCUCCCCUGUUCCCUCCCCUGCACCCGCACCCGCCCCCGCCCCUGUUCCUCCUCCCUCCCCGUCUGGUCCAUUCGAGGGGACGAUUGGAGGGGAUGACGUGCCAUCAAAUGAUGAUGACAACGAACUAGACAACUUAAGUCGAACCAGUCCCUGCGCGUCCAACCCUUGUCAAAAUGGCGGACAGUGCAUUGACAAUGGUAAGGGAGGCUAUGCAUGUAUGUGUGAAGAAGGUUUCUCCGGCGAGAACUGUGAACUUCCUGUUGGAGCAAGGCCACCAGAAGAUCCAUGCAAGUCCAACCCUUGUAAGAACGGUGGAACAUGUCACAAUGCUAACGGUCAAGCAAUAUGUGAAUGCUCGAGUGGGUUUACAGGUGAUACUUGUGAGCUGCCAGUAGGACAGAGACCUCCUGAUGGCGGCGAGGGAGAACUUCCAACAGGACAAAACAACAAGUGUCAUCCCAACCCCUGUCUUAAUGGUGGUACCUGCCAUGAAAAUGGCUCAGGCUACGAUUGCUCUUGUCAGCCACAGUACAGCGGUCCUAACUGCGAGAAUAUUGAUAGGAUAUUAAUUAUUAUCUGUCUUGCAGUAAGAAGCCUAUGUGAACCUAGUCCUUGUAAAAACGGUGGCACGUGCUAUGACGUAGGSCAAGGCUACGAAUGCACAUGCGCAAAAGGUUUCAAGGGAGAUAAUUGYGAAGAUAUUAACAAGUGUCAUCCCAACCCUUGCCGUAACGGCGGUAUGUGCACGGGGACUAACAACCAAAAAGGCUACGAGUGUACUUGUAGAGAAGGAUAUAAAGGAGAAGACUGUCAAGAGGUGAACCUGUGUGUACCCGACCCAUGUAAGAAUGGUGGUUCGUGUACUGAGAGGGGAGGGGGUAGAUUCGAUUGUACUUGUCCAUUUGGCUUUAAAGGAAUCACUUGCGAAGAGCGCAGUAUUUGUUUCUCGAACCCAUGCCUUCACGGUGGGUCAUGCGUAGAUGAGAUGUCUGGAUACCGAUGUAGUUGCAGACUGGGUUACGAUGGAAACAAUUGUCAAAAUCACGUGUGUAGUCCCAGUCCCUGUCAUAAUGGUGGAACGUGUUUAGAGGAGAAUGGGUCGGCCCGAUGCAUCUGUAUGAUGGGUUACCAUGGUAAUCACUGUGAGCAGGUUAGCGCAUGCGUGUCUCACCCCUGUCUUCAUGGAGGUACUUGUAUUGAUACGUCAUUCAUCAACCCUAACGUACCAUGGAGACGGUCGUACUUUAUGUAUGGUGGACCACAAAUCAUGAAUCCUGUCAUGUCAACGUCUUAUGUUUGUAAAUGUGUCACACCUUAUGCUGGCCCAACCUGUGAAGAUGACCGCUGUAAAUACUGCAGUGUACACGCAGAAUGCAUUGUUGGGCAUUGUGUUUGUAAGGAGAAUUACCAUGGAGACGGCAGGACAUGCCACAAAAACGUGUGCCAUCCCAACCCAUGUAAGAAUGGUGCCACCUGUGUUCCUACUGAGGACUCUUAUGAUUGUGACUGCGUACUCGGGUGGACUGGACCCAACUGUGAGACUCGUCAGUACUGUAAUCCUAAUCCUUGUCAGAACGGAGGAACCUGUGUUCCAAUAGAAAAUGGUUACAAGUGCACAUGUCUCAGUACCUUCGAGGGCAACGACUGUGAAAAGGCGAAUCCAUGUUCACCAAAUCCAUGUCGAAAUGGAGGAACUUGUCGUGAGAUGAACAACGCGGCGACGUGUGAAUGCUCGGUACAGUAUGAAGGCAACAUGUGUGAAGUUGAUAAGUGUGCGAAGUGUGAUUCACACGCGUCCUGUGAGAAUGGUAAAUGUAGAUGUAACGAAGGAUAUGAAGGCGACGGAGAAACGUGUACACCUAAAGGAGUAAGUCGAACCAGUCCCUGCGCGUCCAACCCUUGUCAAAAUGGCGGACAGUGCAUUGACAAUGGUAAGGGAGGCUAUGCAUGUAUGUGUGAAGAAGGUUUCUCCGGCGAGAACUGUGAACUUCCUGUUGGAGCAAGGCCACCAGAAGAUCCAUGCAAGUCCAACCCUUGUAAGAACGGUGGAACAUGUCACAAUGCUAACGGUCAAGCAAUAUGUGAAUGCUCGAGUGGGUUUACAGGUGAUACUUGUGAGCUGCCAGUAGGACAGAGACCUCCUGAUGGCGGCGAGGGAGAACUUCCAACAGGACAAAACAACAAGUGUCAUCCCAACCCCUGUCUUAAUGGUGGUACCUGCCAUGAAAAUGGCUCAGGCUACGAUUGCUCUUGUCAGCCACAGUACAGCGGUCCUAACUGCGAGAGUAAGCUCAAUUCUUUAAAGCAACUUCAAAGUUGUGGUUCCUGUUGUUGA
Messenger RNA from Exaiptasia diaphana, 4208 nucleotides. Its product is annotated as neurogenic locus notch homolog protein 1. Lineage: Eukaryota; Metazoa; Cnidaria; Anthozoa; Actiniaria; Aiptasiidae. Gene Ontology annotation, biological process: heterophilic cell-cell adhesion; establishment or maintenance of epithelial cell apical/basal polarity. Gene Ontology annotation, molecular function: calcium ion binding. Gene Ontology annotation, cellular component: plasma membrane; protein-containing complex. The record is from RefSeq and is a predicted model, not a curated record. Bases 24 to 4208 code for a protein of 1394 amino acids. The transcript has 32 exons.